AUGCAUCUUUGUCCUAAAUGUUGUUUUUUCUUUCUCUUUCAGUACACAAUUUGGAAUUUUGUCCCCAAGAAUCUGUUUGAGCAGUUCAGAAGGAUAGCCAACUUCUAUUUUCUUGUUAUCUUCCUUGUACAGUUAAUGAUAGACACCCCAACUUCCCCAGUCACCAGCGGCCUGCCUCUCUUCUUUGUGAUCACAGUGACUGCCAUUAAACAGGGCUACGAGGAUUGGCUAAGACACAAAGCGGACAACGAGGUGAAUGGAGCUCCGGUGUUUGUGGUUCGCAGUGGAAGUCUGGUGCAGACAAGAUCCAAGAACAUCAGGGUGGGGGACAUUGUUCGUGUGGCUAAAGACGAGACGUUCCCAGCUGACCUGGCGUUGCUGUCAUCAGAUCGUGGAGAUGGCACCUGCCACAUCACCACAGCCAGCCUCGAUGGAGAGACCAACCUAAAGACUCACUACUCUGUGGCAGAGACGGCAGUGUGUCAGUCGGUGUCCCAACUGGAGUCCCUGCAGGCUGUGGUGGAGUGUCAACAACCGGAAGCCGACCUGUACAGGUUCGUCGGUCGGAUUACGGUGACUCAGCAUGGAGAGGAGAUAGUCAGACCGCUGGGCCCAGAAAAUUUGCUGCUGCGAGGAGCCAGGUUGAAAAAUACCAAAGAGAUUUUUGGUGUGGCUGUUUACACAGGAAUGGAGUCCAAGAUGGCCCUCAACUAUAAAUGCAAGUCCCAGAAACGCUCUGCAGUAGAGAAGUCCAUGAACACCUUCCUAAUCAUCUACCUGGGCAUCUUGCUGUUUGAGGCCGUCCUCAGCACUAUCUUGAAGUAUGCCUGGCAAGCUGAGGACAAAUGGGACGAGCCUUUCUACAACCAAAAGACUGAACAGGAGAGAAACAGCAGUCCUAUCUUGAAGUUCAUCUCAGACUUCUUGGCAUUUCUGGUCCUCUACAACUUCAUCAUCCCCAUCUCGCUCUACGUUACUGUGGAGAUGCAAAAGUUCCUGGGCUCCUUUUUCAUUGGCUGGGAUUUGGACCUUUACCACGAGGAGAGCGACCAGAAAGCUCAGGUCAACACCUCUGACCUCAAUGAGGAGCUGGGUCAGGUGGAGUAUGUGUUUACAGAUAAGACGGGGACGCUAACCGAAAACGAGAUGCACUUCCGUGAGUGUUCAAUUAACGGAACAAAGUACCGCGAAGUCAACGGUAAACUGGUACCAGAAGGAAUGACUGACGAUACACCAGAUGGUUCCAUGCCUCACCUGAUCGGUGAGGAAUUGUUAUUUCUCAAGGCAGUGUCCUUGUGUCACACGGUUCAGAUCAGCUACGACCAGCCAGACUGCCCGGUUGGAGGAGGAGACCCAUUUUCCCACGCAAACGGUUUCUCUUCCAAUCACAUGGAAUACUACGCCUCUUCACCGGACGAGAAAGCUUUAGUAGAGGCCACAAAGAGGAUCGGAGUGGCCUUCACUCGCAGCAGUGGAGAUACCAUGGAGAUCAAAACAUUUGGCAAAUCAGAGAAAUACAAACUGCUCCAUGUGUUAGAGUUUGAUUCUGACCGCAGGAGGAUGAGCGUCAUACUGCAGACUCCCUCAGGAGGCCAAGUGCUAUUCACCAAGGGUGCAGAGUCGGCCAUCUUGCCUUUCACUACCAGUGGAGAGAUAGAAAAGACGAGACUGCAUGUUGACGAAUUUGCCUUGAAAGGUCUGCGAACCUUGGUUGUAGCGUGUCGCCACUUCAGCCCAGAGGAGUACAUUGAUGUGGACAGGCAUCUGAACGCUGCCCGCACUGCGCUGCAGCAGAGGGAGGAGAGGCUACAGGAGGCCUUCAGCUACAUCGAGAGAGACCUGCAUCUGCUGGGAGCAACGGGGGUUGAGGACAAGCUCCAAGACAAAGUCCAGGAGACCAUUGAGGCUCUGCGGCUGGCAGGGAUCAAAGUAUGGGUGCUGACAGGGGACAAACAUGAGACAGCAGUCAGUGUCAGCCUGUCCUGUGGCCACUUCCACAGGACCAUGAAUAUCCUGGAGCUUCUGCAACAACGUUCUGAUAACGAGUGUGCUGAGCAGCUCCGCAGAUUGGCCAGGAGGAUAAAAGAGGACCAUGUUAUACAGCACGGAUUAGUUGUGGAUGGGGCCAGUCUGUCCCUAGCGUUGAGGGAACACGAGAAGCUCUUUAUGGAAGUGUGUAAAAACUGCUCAGCUGUGCUGUGCUGCCGCAUGGCCCCGCUGCAGAAAGCUAAGGUGGUGCGUCUUUUUAAAACCUCCCCAGAGAAACCCAUCACACUGGCUAUUGGGGAUGGAGCCAAUGAUGUCAGUAUGAUACAGGAAGCUCAUGUUGGCAUAGGUAUCAUGGGAAAGGAGGGUCGUCAGGCCGUGAGAAACAGUGACUAUGCAAUUGCCAGAUUUAAGUUCCUGGCUAAACUUCUGCUGGUCCACGGUCACUUCUACUACAUUCGAAUAGCUACGCUUGUACAGUACUUUUUCUACAAGAAUGUGUGUUUUAUCACACCGCAGUUUUUAUACCAGUUCUUCUGUCUGUUUUCGCAACAAACUCUGUACGACAGUGUUUAUCUGACACUGUACAACAUCUGCUUCACCUCGCUGCCCAUCCUGGUGUACAGUCUGUUUGAACAGCUGGUCCAUCCACACGUACUGCAGAAUAAACCUGGCCUGUACAGGGACAUCAGCAAGAACUCCCUGCUGUCUUUCCGGACGUUCCUGUACUGGACUCUGUUGGGCUUCUGUCACGCCUUCAUCUUCUUCUUCGGAUCGUACAUACUGAUGGGAGAGGACACCACACUUAUGGGCAAUGGACAGAUCUUGCGAGCUAACAGGCAGCUGAUGUUUGGGAACUGGACGUUUGGAACGCUGGUCUUUACUGUCAUGGUCAUCACAGUCACAUUAAAGCUUGCUUUAGAGACUCAUUUCUGGACUUGGAUGAACCAUUUUGUGACGUGGGGUUCGAUUGCCUUCUACUUCAUUUUCUCCCUCUUCUAUGGAGGCAUCAUCUGGCCGUUCCUCCACACCCAGGACAUGUACUUUGUAUUUGUACACCUGCUGUCCAGCGGUUCAGCCUGGUUUGCCAUCAUCAUCAUCGUCAUAACUUGCCUCUUUCCUGAUGUGGUUAAAAAGAUCUUCUAUCGACAUCUGCAGCCCACCGGCACACAGAAGAGUCAGUCUCUAUCAGCCCCCCAGGCGCAGGCCCUCAGCUGUGUGGAGUCCCUGUGCUGCUACCAACAUGGGCAGAGCGGCUGUUCCCGCCUGGCCAGCCUCCUGGAGCAAAUGACCGGGCAGUGCCAGGCCAGCACCAACCAUUGCCACGCAUCCAGCCGCUGCAACAGGUCUUGGAGCGACACGGAGAACUCUUAUUCCAACGAUCGAAGCAUCCUGACGCUUUCGCCCAUCGAGGCCACCCACUGCUGACUCCCAGGGCCGCUGACUCUAACACGCAGAGCUGGGGGAGAGCUUCCACUUCCACACUUCCACGCAUAAUCACCCCAACCCCUGCCACCAUUUUAGAAAGCUACUUCAGUUUAAGCUCAACGCAUUCUCAGCUGGAUGCAACGCUGACGCAUCAUGUGAAACCAAAGGAUUCGGCUCGUUGCAAGCAGGCUGCUUCAUCCUUCACCAAUUUGUUUUCCCUGAGUGAAUGCAUUUCUAGUAGAAAGUUUACGAAAGACAUCAGAUAAGAGCUGCGACGUGAAAGUAAAUAAAGCAUGAAGUGUGGAGCAAGUCAGCAUGGCAUGAAGCCAACAUCUGUGGAGCUACUCCUGUAGGAAGAUCCAGUCAGCAUCUGAGCAGCAACAAUUAUCAGAGUCCUGCUGCUUACUCAGUCACUGCGAGUCCUGCAGAAGUAUCUAAAAACAUCAUAUUCAAAUUCAGGACCCUUUUUUUUUUUUCCUUUUUUUCUUUUUUAAGUUGAAGAAGACGUGUCAGCUCGAAGGUGCUGCCCUCUGAGAUCAGCCCGGUUACAUGAACUCUCAUGCAGCCAUUCAUUUUUCAUUUUCAGCACAGUUGCCAAACUUGUUUUUCUUGCAACUGGCAUUAAAAAUGACUUUGUAAGUCUUACAUAUUUGUAGGCACAGAAUGAGGAUUCCUGACGAUCAGGACUGUCUGCUAGCUAAUGUCAGGCAGCAGCUGCUCAAAGCAUUGCAGCCUGAGGGCUGUAACGUAGCUGAGGUGGUUUGGACAUGCCGUUGACCUCACCGCAGGACUGAGGCGGCUUCUAGACACCAGUCACUAGGAUCGACCAUGUAGCACCAGGACGGAAGCUCCGCAAAGUCCCACUUCAUUAGGAGUACAUCUCGGAGGUGUCGAUGUUGCUCCCUAAAACCUCCUCUCUGAGCUGUCGCCCCCAGCCGCACCUUCUUUUUCAUUCAGAUGGAAAGGGAAAAAGCUAACUACCUGUAGCUUUCAGAGCCCUGCUGGUUCUGUGAACGUCUAGACUUGUUUCCUUAGAAACUACAGUACUCCGUAAGAUGCUGUACAAAGAGAUUCAUCUCUAACAUGGAACCAAAGACCAAAGGAUUUAGACUGGAGUGUUUAUUUUUGUGCCUGAUUGUACAGAAGCUUGUAUCGUUGUUAAGAAGACUAUUAUUGUUGUUCAUGCUGCUUUCUCGUCUGACUUUUCAGGCCUGCGUCUCCCCAAGUGCGUUGCUCUGAAGGAGACCGGAUGGGGUUUGUUUAAAAAGCCAUACAUUGUCAAGAGGAUAUAACUUUUGAUAGAUUAUUGAAGGUACUGCAGAUAGAAGCUGUUUGAGCCUGUUGUUGUUACUUUGUGUUUGGAAACUUGUUCCCCUUGAAUGCCUUUUCUCAUUCGGCCCGAUUAGCAAAGGGAUCUCUGCAUUAAAAACCACGAUGCUCAGGGAAUAUUUUGAGGUAACAGGAUCAGUGUCGAAGGCUGACUUAAUGAGGUUAUAUAGGUAGAAUCAUCCCACUCAGUUGCCUAAAAAAUAUUACCCGAGUAUUGGAUCAGAUAAUGGUACCAUUCUUGUUUCAGCGAGACAAAAAUGGCUUAAAUGGCGAGAGGCUUUUUACAAAUCACGGCUGAUGCAUGUUGACCCAGACAGCAGAAUGUCUCUAUUUUUAGACGGAUAGAUGUAUCCGAUAAAUAUAAUUCAGCUUCUACAGAGAUGGAAAGAAAAGCAGAGCGUUUGCACAAGUCACAUAUCAAAAUCACAUUUUGUCGUGUCUCAUUUGUCACCAUUGUAAUCAUCUGAAUCAUGUUUUUGCUGUUACGUCGUUCUAUCCACCUGUUGAUGAGGGGUGUGUGUGUGUGUGUGUGUGUGUGUGUGUGUGUGUGUGUGUGUGUGUGUGUGUGUGUGUGUGUGUGUGUGUGUGUGUGUGUGUGUGUGUGUGUGUGUGUGUGUGUGUGUGUGUGUGUGUGUGUGUGUGUGUGUGUGUUGGUACGUGUAAGUACGGUACGUAGCCAUGUUGUAUGCUCUUUAUACGAUCACUGUGGCCACAUGCUGCCCGCAGGUCAAAUGUUUCUCUUUGAUGCUUGGUUUGACCCCGCUUCUUCCACACAAAAAAAAAAAUAAAGGUGAAAUGAGGAAAAGUUUGAAGGUUUUUAUUUGUAGGAGAAUUCCUUUUGACUCCAGAAGUGUAGAAACGUUUCAAGACAACCGUUUUAAACUUGACAUCAACAACAACCACACCACAAUGACCAGUACAUGCCUCAGCUCACACAGGGAACGGACAGUGUCAUAGGAAGUUUCUGUUGCUGCGGUUACUGUUUCGAGAAAUCUGAGAGUCAGUCAAUUUAUUGAAUCUUCUUGAUGUUUAUUUUCUAUAUGGUACACGUUGUUUGAUGCAUACCUGGGCCUGAUAUAUCCUUUCUGUUUAUACAGGUGCAACCGGCAAUGAAAGUGUCUAUUUAUUAUUGUGGUACUUUUUUUCUGUUUGUGUUGAACUUUUCUUACAUAUCGAUAUAACGUGUGUCCUGUACAUGGCCUGAAUGCAGAAACUUCCCACAAUGUUUUACUUGAUCUAAGACAUGUAAUCAGGAGGUUGGACCUUUUAUCUAAGCUGUGUUUUUUGUUUUUGUUUUUUGCAGUGUAGUUUGGAGUUGUCAGUCUGAAAUAAACAGGAUGUUUGUAAUCUUAAAGGCCAUUUAAAAUGGCAAAGGACACCUUAAAACGUCCAGUUCGAAUACUCCAUCCUACAACCCAGCAGAUAAUGAUCAGGCCACAUUUACACAGGAAAUUACCUUAAUCAUUUGAGUUCAUAUCUGCUAUUAAAAUGUCUACCUGUAUGCACCUAUAUCUGUAAUUUGGACCUGGAUUUAGGAAAAAUGCAUGUUAAUGCGGUUUAAAAGGGGGCACUUUACUAGCUUUACUCAGUCAGUUGACUUAUCCAGGAGAGCAGUAAUAAUGUCCUCUGUGGCUCCAAACGAAGCUUUCUGAAGUCUGAGUUGUAAGACAAAUGAGGACUUGAGAGUACUUGAGGCUUCAAAUAAUUGACAGAAAACCAUCAUUAUAAACUAGAUGCAUGGAGUUUGAGAGAUGAGGGCAUAUGGAGUGGCUGUUAGGAUGCUAUUGAGAUGCUUUAUGGGAAUUGUAGGAUCCAGUGUUUCUUUAGAUUGACUCAUGCCUCACUUAACCUCUGGAUAACCUGGCUCCUGCUACAAUUUAUUUGGGCAAGUAUUUUUGUAUUUAAGUACAAUACUGAGUCCAUGAGCUCCCCUUAAAUACCGUGGAAAAAGGUCAAAUAUGAUGCAGAAGAGGCAUUGAUCUGGGAUAACCCUGCUGAUAACAUCAGUGGUUUAAACAUUACAGUCGACAGCUUCUCUGGAGCCACAGAAGAAAUCAUACAUUUCAUUUCACAGUGCAAUUCCACUGAAGGUCAGUAGAUAACAAUAUUAAAUCCUCACCCAGCCCAAAAGGUUUGACGUGCCAGGGUAAGAAAACUAAACUCCUCUUUGGAAUCAGCAGUAAACUCCAGAGGAGGGGAGAGAGUCCUUCCUGGCCAGAGGCAGAAACGCCUGCAGUGUUAGUGCACUUCUAAAGUCCCCCUUUGCUCACCUACGGAAUCCAAAGUGUUCAAAAUUAAGACAUUAUGACAAAGAUAAUCAUAAAUAAAUACAAACAUAAUAUUUAAGUGUGUCCUAUUAACAGGGAUAUACAAAUAAGCAACAAGUAGUAUUUACAUGAUAAAAACAAUGCUUCCAACAAGACUUAAAAAAAAUAAAACAAAAACAAAUAGGGUUAUUUUACAAUUUCUUUGUUAUAUAUUUAUAAUUUUGAACUCUUUGGGUUUCUAUAUUUACAUGUCUUAUGUAACUGCAUUUUUUUUAUCCAGACUGUAUAUACAGAUACUGUUUCUUUUUUUUCUUUUUUUUUGUUACACGUGUGAAAUGUAGGACCCAGAGUUAUAUCUUUUCUGAUGUUUACGUCAGAUGUGACAUAAGUAACGAUCAAGACCUGAUUUUUCCAAAGCAUCACAACACUGACGUCACCUAAGCUUCAUCCUCUGGGAUAAUUGUAGAAGAAGGAGAUUAGUCAUAAUUGAAAAAAUUGUCAUUUAAUAUUUUAUCAAGGCUAGAGUACAGAUGAUCACGUCAUCCUUUAGAAGCACCAUCCAAGUUUAAUUGGAUACCUUACUAAGAGCUGUUAAAUUCUGUCUAGAGAUGUGGUUUUAACACAUGUACUACUGCUGCAGGCAAUAUUAGCCAUUAACUGAAUGUGUAAAGACCAGAUAAAAACUGGAAAUCAGUCACUGUUUUCUGUCUUUAUAUAAGUAACCACAUCAUCCAGAGACCAGAUCCUGAACUAUUCAAUUGUCAAAUGUAUGGUUAUUGUUACCAUCAAUUACACUUAGGAACAAACACAAUUUUGCAGAAAAGAAAGCAUUUAGAAAUGCUGUCAGUGCAGAGAUGCUCUUGGAAAACCCAGUUUGCAGACCUCAGUCAAAUUAAGGUUUCCUUGAUCUAAUCAGCUAAAAGGAGGAAUCUAAAUUAAAAUGUCAACCGAUCAGUUUUCUGCCGCAGAAUAUCCUGUGACUCAGUAUCAGCCGGUAUGACUUGAGGCUGCAGAUCAAUGCUGAAGUGUUUAUUGAAAUCAUUUUUAUUCUCUUCUUUCCUCAGUAACUCAUGCUGCACCAGACUAUUAAUAAACCACCAUCAUCACUCUUUUGUUGACUGAUAUCUGUUGCUGUCUGUACUUCCUCCUCCUCCUGUCUGUUAAUCUGUCUUAUAGCUGAUGUUUAUGAAGAUGCUGUUCUAUUUACGAAAUAAAUAAAUUUUUAAGAAAU
Messenger RNA from Perca fluviatilis (European perch), 8241 nucleotides. It is a transcript of the gene atp11b, whose product is annotated as ATPase phospholipid transporting 11B (putative). Gene Ontology annotation, molecular function: ATP binding; magnesium ion binding; ATPase-coupled intramembrane lipid carrier activity. Gene Ontology annotation, cellular component: endoplasmic reticulum; plasma membrane; trans-Golgi network. The record is from RefSeq and is a predicted model, not a curated record. NCBI's taxonomy places the organism in Eukaryota, Metazoa, Chordata, Actinopteri, Perciformes, Percidae. The coding region runs from base 1 to 3414 and encodes 1137 amino acids. The transcript has 30 exons. Gene Ontology annotation, biological process: phospholipid translocation.